GCCCUGUGUCAUUGGGAUAGAGUGAGGAAGAUGGGAGCUGUGUGUGUGCAGUAGGAUGAUGCUGAUUGCUCAGCCAAGAAGAGAAGAAGCACAGCAUCCCCUGGGCUCAGUGAGUCAGGGAAACACUGCCGGCUGGACUAGCCUGAGAGGCAGAGGGGGGUUGCAAGUUGCAGCAUUGCUUGGGGAACUGUCCGACGUCCUGAAACUGAACUCUCCCUUUCAUAUUUCCCUGGGAACUGUCUCUUUGUUAACGCCUCCCUCUUUCCUAGUCCUUGGAUUGGAAACGGAAAUUGCAAAGCAUGGUGUAUGCUGCAGGAGAGAAACCUGGGAAAGAAUCCGAGGAAGUGAAGCUACUGAACGCCAGCAAGCAGAUUGUAGAAACCGCUAUCCUGCAAGCUGUACAUCAAGUAUCUCAGGAAGAUGAGAAAGAACAAAAUAAACCAAGUAGCAGAGCAGAGAGACAGCAACCAGAUGGAAAAAGCAAUACACCAAUUCAUAAGAAAUAAACUGAGUUGCCUUUCAGUAUAUAAAAGCCAGCUUGUACCCUAGUCACAGAUGUGCCAGCAGUGCAGUUGUACCUUUCAGCAAGCCAAAGUAUAACCCGAAUGUAAGACCACAACAGUGAAAGUAGCAUUUUGCCAUGAAGCAUUAUCGGCUUGUGCAUAAACUUAGUUUUUAUUGUGUCACCUUAUAGCUUUUAGACAAAGAGAGGGGCAGAAAAGAGGGUUAUUUCUCAGUUAAUUUAUUGCUUUAUACUAAUUUACACUAGAUUGUGUUGAUCAACAGAAUAUUGUAUAAAUUGUGUAUUUACCCAAUUAAUAAUGGGUUUCGAAACAAUAGCUUCAUUCUAUCGCUAGAUUUAAACAUAAAAUUUCUUAAAUAUGAUAUAUUUUUGGUUCUUGACAUUAGACAGCUUGAAAAACAAUAACACACAUAUAAUAUUUCAUUUAUAUACAAUAUGUAAAUAUACAGAAAUUUUAUGUAAUUUAAGUCGAUGCCUUCUUUUCUUAUUUUCAUGGAUUAAAAU
Xenopus laevis (African clawed frog) is the source of this 1027-nucleotide messenger RNA. It is a transcript of the gene akain1.S, whose product is annotated as A-kinase anchor protein inhibitor 1-like. Bases 300 to 506 code for a protein of 68 amino acids. The record is from RefSeq and is a predicted model, not a curated record. The transcript is spliced from 2 exons. Lineage: Eukaryota; Metazoa; Chordata; Amphibia; Anura; Pipidae.